AUGUCAUACCAUAAAUAUACUCCAUCAACUGAUUUACAAAAGACUAUAAUACGAUGCCCAUAUACAAAAUGUCAAGCAAGAAUUAUAAAACCUAACGAUCAAAAAAUUCAUUCUUUGAAAACUGGUUAUGAAUGGUUAAAAGUUGAUCAAGAAACUAAUUCAAAUGAGAAAGAAAUUGAUGAGAAGUUUUUGAGAAUUGAAGAUUCAUGGGAUUUUGAUAAUAUUGGUGUUUCAAGAGAGAUUCCUUCUAAAGUAACUGAAAUUAAAGAAGGCGAAACUGAAGAAUUAGAUCAAAUUAAAGUGGAAAGAUUUAUAAUUUGUGCAGAUUGUGAAAGAGGUCCUUUAGGUUUUGGGAAAUUUGAUGAUGAUGAACAAGAUAAGAAUGUUAAGAAUUUGAAAUUUUAUUUACACUUGAAUAGUUGUGUUUAUCAAGAUUUAUAA
Hansenula ciferrii is the source of this 441-nucleotide messenger RNA. It is a transcript of the gene DSS4, whose product is annotated as guanine nucleotide exchange factor DSS4. Gene Ontology annotation, cellular component: cytosol; membrane. NCBI's taxonomy places the organism in Eukaryota, Fungi, Ascomycota, Saccharomycetes, Phaffomycetales, Wickerhamomycetaceae. Gene Ontology annotation, molecular function: zinc ion binding; guanyl-nucleotide exchange factor activity. The transcript has a single exon. The record is from RefSeq and is a predicted model, not a curated record. The coding region runs from base 1 to 441 and encodes 146 amino acids. Gene Ontology annotation, biological process: small GTPase-mediated signal transduction; post-Golgi vesicle-mediated transport.